UAAUUUCAUAAGAGCACUUUUUCAUUUUAUAUGGGUUUAUAUGCUUAGCUUUGUAAAUCAAACUAUUCAGUUCGUAUUUUAGCUUUGAGCAUAGUUAUUUGUUUUAAGACGGAAAGAAACUAUAAAACAAAAGUAUUUAACAAUUUCAGUGGAAAUUUAAAAUAGAGAAUAAACUUAAAACCAAAUAUAGUAGUGAAGAAUUUUUUUGCCAUGCAUUUUAUCGUCCCAAUAAUACUUACGGCUUGCCUAUCCGCAUUCGGCAUCAUCGCGGCAGAACGUUGUCCACAAUAUAGAUAUGUGCCGAAAACUCGCUUAAAACCAAAACAAGUUCGAGAAGAUUAUACGGAUAAAAAUUGGUUGGGAUUUGAUGUGAUAAAGACGCGAUACCGUAUGGAUUACGUAAAAGAAUACUACUCAACAACCGAGAUAUUUUGGGUUUGUUGCCCUGGCUACAUCGAAAGAGACUCCGUCUGUGAGCGGAUUUGCGCACCUAGCUGUCCCGCCAACAGUCGCUGCUCCGGACCGCAGCGUUGCAGUUGUAACUUCGGUUACAGCUCGACGACAUCCGAUCCUGAUAAAAUUGUUUGCAAGCCGAAAUGUCCGGCCGGCUGCCCGGCGAACAGCACCUGUACAAGCCCUUUCGAAUGCACGUGCGACCAGGGCUACGAAGAACAUGUCGACGGCAGUUGCCAACCGGUUUGCACAGCUCCCUGUCCACAACGUGCCAGCUGUGCAGCGCCAGAGACAUGUCGAUGCGCUGAAGGCUACAAACUAACCGUCGAUGGGCAAGAAUGUGUGCCGGAGUGCAAAAAUGGCUGCCCCUUGAAUAUGUACUGUCAAGCGCCAGAUCAAUGCGCUUGCCGCACUGGCUAUGUUCUAAAAACAAACCCUACGGAAAGCGCAGAGCAGACCACCGGCGUAGCCACGGAUGAGUGCGUGCCCGUUUGCAGUGAGGGUUGUCCGGCGCAUAGCCACUGUAUGGCACCGGACGUCUGUCGCUGUGAAGAAGGCUAUACAAUGCACACGCCAGAGGAGGAGGAGGCCGAAGGCACAACGACCAACAAUAGUAUGUGUGUGCCCGUAUGUGCAGAGCGCUGUCCGCUUUAUGCCAGUUGCAUGCGGCCAAAUCAAUGCGAAUGCGCAUCCGGUUAUCUAAUGAUUCACUUGCCGCAGCAUCGUCCCUAUUGUCAAGCGCAAUGUACGCAAAAUUGCAGCCUCAAUGGAAAGUGUGUGGCGCCAAAUGUAUGCCAGUGCUUCGACGGCUAUGAGCACGUCAAUAGCACAGCUACUAAAGCACACGCUCUCGAGCCCUAUUGUCAGCCGAAAUGUGCCAACGGCUGUCCGCAUGGCAUCUGCUUCGCGCCAGAAGUUUGUGUCUGCCAACCGGGUUACCUGAUGGGCGCGCAGGGUAUUUGCGAACCUGUCUGCAGCAAAGGGUGUCAACACGGACGCUGCAUCGAACCGGAAAUCUGUGCCUGCGAUGAAGGUUAUCGGCUGUCCGCGCAUGACUACAACAAGUGCGAGCCAAUCUGUCUGAACGCUUGCAUCAACGCAGACUGCGCUGCGCCGGAUAUUUGCUUGUGUCGCGAGGGUUAUGUGCCGCAUGAAAACGCAACUCAAGCGCAUAUUUGUAGGCCAGAGUGUGGCCAUGGCUGUGAGCAUGGCAUUUGCGUGGCACCGGGCCAAUGCGCUUGUGAACAUGGUUUUGAGUUAAACACAAGUGGGGAGAUGACAAAGUGUGUACCAAUUUCCACGACUGGUAUGACAACGGAAGCUGCUACAGAUACGACAGAAACAACGCCAGAUAUUUACAAAACAACCAUGGCUAAAGCUGCAACUGCAUUGAUAAUCUCUUCGACUGCUUACAACGAUGCCUGGUUCACCAAAGGUAUAAUUGCUGAGUCGCUAACAACGGUCGAUGAAAAGCAGAUUGCAGAAGCUCUAAUGCCAAAAGGCGAUUUGGAAGUAUGUAAGGACAGCUGUUAUUGUUGGUUGGAGGAGACCGUACAACAGAUGUGUUUUGAAAUUGGUCCUGUAGAUAGUGAGAAAUGCAUUGCUGAGCAAUAUUUGCAUUGCAAUGAGAUAGAUAAGCGGAUAAUAUACAGCAGCCCUGCGGAAACGAGAAGUUAUAUAUGCGGAUAUAAUAGGACUACAUCCAGACGCUUUAAAAACGCAAGCAACGAAGGACAAUUAUGGAUUCUGAUCGGCGGUGUUAUCAUUAUUGUUUUAAUGCUAAUUGCCAUCGUUUACUUAUGUGUGCGCAUUUAUCAAACGCGACAUGAAACGGGUGCACACGAUAUUCCUAUCAGUCUACUUAUGAAAUUUUAGUCAAUUAACCUUAACCCUACACCAUACAAAUAUUUUCUAGGAAUGUGGAAAAUCUCAUUUAUGAUUUAUGUAUUUAUAGCAUAAAUUUUAUACAAUGUCGGAUAUGAAGCAAUAAACAGU
This is a messenger RNA of Rhagoletis pomonella (apple maggot), 2448 nucleotides long. Its product is annotated as von Willebrand factor D and EGF domain-containing protein. The coding region runs from base 211 to 2328 and encodes 705 amino acids. The record is from RefSeq and is a predicted model, not a curated record. NCBI's taxonomy places the organism in Eukaryota, Metazoa, Arthropoda, Insecta, Diptera, Tephritidae. The transcript has 3 exons.